UGUGUGCCCUUCAUACACAUGCUGGACGUCAGUAUCAUUUUGUGUAUGAGGCAAAGAACAUGACUGAAGCUCUGAGCUACUGCAGAGACAGAUACACUGACCUGGCGUCCAUCGACAACAUGGAGGACGUGGAGCUGCUGAACACAGAGGCAGAUUCAAGCAGAAUGGUCUACUCAGAAUACAGCCAUCGGGCGUGGAUAGGUUUGUACGACGACGUGGAGAGCUGGAGGUGGUCACUGUCGGACAGAAGUUUCUACAAACCUGGAGAGAGUACGUUCAGACACUGGUCAUCUGGAGAACCCAACAAUGUGCACAGUGCAGAGCACUGUGGACAGAUGUAUGGUGAUGGACUCUGGAACGAUGAACCAUGUGGGAGACUUUACAAGCCAGUCUGCAGUGAUGUCACAGGGUCGAAUGUGACCUUUGUCCUCAUCAACACCUCCAUGUCAUGGACUGAUGCCCAGAUCUACUGCAGAGAACACCACACAGACCUGGCCAGUGUGAGAAACCUGGACGAGAACCAGAAGAUAAAGGAGCUGAUCUCAGGACUUACGGUUUGGAUCGGCCUCUCCAGAGAGACCUGGAAGUGGACGGAUGGACGUAAUUCUUCGUUUAGGUACUGGAAUCUGUCUGAACCCAAUAACAACUAUGAAACAGAGACAUGUGUGGCCGCUCAUUUUAAAGACUCUGGCAGAUGGGAGGACUGGCCCUGUCACUACAAGAGAGCAUCCAUCUGCUACAGAGGUGAGCUAUCAAUCCCUAACGUUACAUUGUGGAUUUAAUCAUUGAUGGCUGGUCAAUAGAGGGCGCUAUGGCGCCGCCCAACCACUCCUCACAAAGAAAACGACAGACGUCCACUGGAUAGAAUCUUUUUGAACGAGUAUUUAUUGAAU
This is a messenger RNA of Labrus mixtus (cuckoo wrasse), 893 nucleotides long. RefSeq names its product C-type mannose receptor 2-like. Bases 60 to 782 code for a protein of 240 amino acids. The transcript is spliced from 3 exons. NCBI's taxonomy places the organism in Eukaryota, Metazoa, Chordata, Actinopteri, Labriformes, Labridae. The record is from RefSeq and is a predicted model, not a curated record.